Toxorhynchites rutilus septentrionalis is the source of this 2525-nucleotide messenger RNA. RefSeq names its product polypeptide N-acetylgalactosaminyltransferase 2-like. NCBI's taxonomy places the organism in Eukaryota, Metazoa, Arthropoda, Insecta, Diptera, Culicidae. The coding region runs from base 786 to 2477 and encodes 563 amino acids. Gene Ontology annotation, cellular component: Golgi apparatus. The transcript has 5 exons. The record is from RefSeq and is a predicted model, not a curated record.
GACGGAUAAGUCAUAUCGUUGGCAAAACCAUUGCAGUGACAUAAAAUUGUAACGUAAAUAUCGUCUAUCGGCGGUAGUAUAUUUAAAAUCUCUGUUUAUGAUGUUCGGCAGAGAUAGUGCAUCUCAGGUUGUACCCCUCCCAUUGAUAAAAGCAGAGAGGAACUCUCCACUGAUUUCCGCUCCAUACAGAGUUGUUCCACAGCAAACCAUGGAUGAUUGACCGACCGAGGAGUCCGAUGGGGAGACAGGCGGCGGCGAGCUGAGUGAUAGUUCGAUUUUGUUAUUUUUGAAAGGAAGCAAAAAAAAAAUGCCCUCGUCCACUGGGAUUGCGUGUGAAUGGGUGCCAGUUCCACUCGAACCGGUGCUGUGAGCGGACGCACCGUUUGAACUUUUUCGUGUAUCGUGUGUUUACUUCUAACUUGGACCAGGGCGAUCGAAGACCACGUACCCCCGGUCGGUCGGUCUUGUGUUGAGACGUGAGUUGAUUCGUUAGUUUACUGCAGCUCAACAACACCGGAUGUCGGAUAAAAGGACAUGUGUUUUCGCUUGGCGCCGGCAAACACUUGAUGCCGUCGAUUUGAACAGAAACGGAACUUAAUCCCCAAGCGUUCUAAAUUGAGGAGGAAUAGACGCCCGGCGAGAUUAGUACCAACCAGAUUAGCACUGCCAUAUGGCCUUGCGUCCGGUGGAGGCCACUAACGGGGGGCGUAACAGCGGCUAGCUCCGAACAGCACACGAAAGAGAUUAAAACCUAACAAACAGCAGCGGCAUCGUGUCACAGUAGAAUGAAAAUAUUAUUUCGCAAAAAAUGCGGCUUCCUGCUGCUGUUAGUGUUUGGGCUGAUGUUCAUUUUCUGGAACAAUUUCUACCUGUUCCACGAGCCGAUAAUCAAACGAAAGGUAGACGACCUUAACCAGACGACCAGUUUGGCGCUCAUCUACAGCAGCUGGCGUGAUCUGGCCAAACCCUCCGCACUCAAUGGGACGAUUCGCGUUCGCAACGGCUCUUCCGUCUACCAGCGGCAUUACUUCGACUUGGAUCGCAGCGACCGCAUAGGCGUCGAUCGAACGCUGCCGGACACGCGACAUGCCAAAUGUAAAUCGCGCGAGUUUCAGGUUUCCCCCGAGCGCUCUACAUCUGUGAUAAUAACGUUCCACAACGAGGCCACCUCUGCGCUGCUGCGAACCAUCACCAGUAUCCUGAAGCGCACCCCAUCCGAUCUGCUUCGUGAGAUCAUCGUUAUCGACGAUUGCAGCACCGCGCUCGAGAACGACCUCAGCUUCCUGGGACAGUUGCCUUUGGUACGAUUUCAUCGCAACUACGUGCGGGAAGGAUUGAUUCGUUCCAGGAAUAUUGGGGUAGCCUAUGCCCGCGGAGAUUACGUCGUGUUCCUCGAUAGUCACUGCGAGGUGAAUCGAGGAUGGCUGGAGCCGCUGAUAGAUCGGCUCACGAUCGGUCCCACUGCGGUGCUGAGUCCGAUCAUCGAUGUGAUCGAUCCGGAUACGUUCGAGUACAGACCGAACUCGGCACGGCUGAGGGGUGGAUUCGAUUGGAGUUUACGAUUUCGGUGGCUCCCAGUGGCACAGGAGGAACUGGAACACCGGAGCUAUGAUGAAUCGUUGCCAUUUUUCAGUCCGGCCAUUUCGGGUGGAAUAUUCGCUGUUGCCAAAAAGUUGUUCCAACAGCUGGGUGGCUUCGAUAAUGGGCUGGAGAUUUGGGGUGGGGAAUCGUUGGAGUUCUCCCUGAAAGCAUGGCUAUGUGGGGCCCACGUGGAAGUCGUUCCAUGCUCUCGAAUUGGGCAUGUAUUUCGCAAGAAGCAUCCGUAUGGAUUUCCACAGGGAAGUACCGCUACCUAUCUUAGAAAUACUAAGCGCAUUGCCUCCGUUUGGUUGGAUGAGUUCCAAAGUUUUUUCUACCAGAUGCGUCCGGAGGCAAAUUCGCUGAACGUAGGUUCUCUCCAAGAUUUGAAGACUUUGAAGAGACAGUUGAACUGUCGUAAAUUCAGCUGGUAUUUGCAGAAUGUGUUUAUCGAUUUGAAGUUACCAAACGAGAAUAAUGUUGCCUUCGGUCAUCUGCGGCACGGUGAGCGAUGUCUAGAUGUGAAGCCAAAAUAUAAGAAAUCUCGCAGGCGUAGUCAGCUGACGAAGGAGAAUGAUGUGGUGCUGAUUGAUUGCAAUCGGGAGGAUAUGGACAGUGCGAGCAAGUGGUCGUUGAAUAAAAAAAGUGGCCAACUCAGUACCGACUCGGGUGCGUGUAUGAAUGUGAAGGAAGGAUUGGUGCUGCUGGAGCAAUGUUUGGAGGGUGAGACGGGACAACGGGAGCAGCGCUGGGAAAGGAUUGGAGGGACACUGAUUCACAGCGAAAGUGAAAUGUGUUUGGAGAAUCUCGUCGGAGCGGAUGUUGGUGCUAGCGAGUGUCGACGGGGAGCUCCGAGUCAACUGUGGAGUUUUUCGGUCGAAAUACAGCAUUUAAAGUGAGAAUCUGGAAGAUGAAAUAAACGAAAAGACUGUUGGUGCUCUUGUUGU